AUGGGUGGUGUGGGGAAGACGACUCUUGCAAGGGUACUCUUUAAUCAGAUUGCCAAUCAGUUUGAUGGUAAAAGCUUUGUUGAGAAUGUUCGAGAAUGCUCAAAAGACGCCAGGGGUUUGCAGGAUAUGCAAAAACAAAUCCUUACUUCUGUGUUAUGCGAUCAAAGCAUUGCCGUUCCAAGUGAUUUUGUGGGGGGUAAUACGAUGCAAAGGAGGAUGCCUAGUAUUAAAGUUCUUGUAGUUCUAGAUGAUGUGAAUGAUGCAAAGCAACUUGAGGCGUUAGCAGAACCAAGUUGGUUUAAGAAAGGAAGUAGAAUCAUCAUUACAUCAAGAGAUAGGCAAGUAUUGGUAGCCCAUGGAGUCCAGAGUCACAAUAUUCAUGAUGUCAGUACGUUAUCACAUGAGGAUGCAAUUCGUCUCCUUAGUAAGUAUGCUUUUAACACAGAGAGUCCAGCUCAGGGUUAUGAAAAGCUAUCUGAAAAGGUUGUAAAAUAUGCUGCUGGUCUUCCCUUAACCAUCAAAACUUUAGGUUCAUCUCUUCGUGAUGGUCUUGUGCAAUAUUGGAAAGGCACCAUCAAAAGACUGAAAAAGAUUCCAUGUAGUGAUACCUUGGGAACGCUAAAAAUAAGCUAUGAUUCUCUAGAGGAGGAUCAGAAAGAGAUAUUCCUAUAUGUGGCUUGCCUAUUUAAAGGUGAAACCAAAAAGGAAGCAAUCAGAAUACUAAAAAGUUUAGGAUUUGAGGCUAGAGUUGGUUUAAGAGUUCUCGAGCAGAAAUCCGUAAUUACUCUCCGUCAUAAGUAUGAUUAUCUUAAUAUUGCUAUUGAUGAUGAUUAUAAGAGGUUGGACAUGCAUGAUCAUAUAGAAGAAAUGGGAAUGCAUAUUGUUCGCAGUCUGCAUCCUAACGAGCCUCAGCAACAUAAGCUGUUAUGGAAUAGAGAUGAGAUUGAAGAUAUAAUAGAAAAUGACAUGGGUACCAAAGCAAUAAGAGGUAUAAAACUGCUGUAUUCGGAUCUCUGUCCAGCUAAACUUUCACAAAGUCUUAGAAAGAUGAGAAGACUAUGUUUUCUUCAAGUGGAGUUGUUAUCAGGGUACCGAAGCAAUAAAGCUGGCCGCAAUUACCUUCCAAACAGUUUACAGUUUCUACAUUGGAAAGGAUACCCUUAUAGGUAUUUACCUAAAACAUUUCAAGGAGAUAAACUUGUUGAGAUCAACAUGCCCGAUAGCUCUAUCCGUCAACUCUGGAAAGGGGGAGAAAAAAAGGUUCUUCCCAAACUCAGGCUCCUUAACCUUAGUGGUUCUAAUCUAAAAACCUUUGACUCUGCGGGGAUGACUCCAAAUCUUAAAGAAUUACUUCUUCGUGAAUGUUAUGAGUUGGUAGAAGUCAACAUUUGUGAUGAAUGUUCGCAUCUCAAGAAGCUAGACCUAUCCAAAUGUAAAGCCUUAAAAAAACUCACCAUUUCUAAGGAUUGUACAUCACCUCUACUGGAGGUGUUAUCAGUUGAAUUAUGCGAAGCCUUGGAGGAACUCGUCAUGCCUGUUGGAUGUCCAGAGCUCACUGAAGUCUCCAUCAAUGGUAACCAUAAGUUACGUCGCUUCAACCUUGGGCAGUCCUAUAAGGUGGAGGUGUUUUCAGCUGAAGGUUGUGAAGAGUUAGAGGAACUUGUCAUGCCUGCUAAAUGUCCAUGGCUCACUCAAUUCUCCCUCAAGGUCAACGAUAAGUUACGUAGCUUGAACCUUGAGAUGGCCUCUAAUCUGGAAGUGUUAUCAGUUGAAGAUUGUAAAAUCUUGGAGGAACUCGUCAUGCCUGUUGAAUGUCCAAUGCUCACUGAACUCUCCAUCUUGAAAACCAAGUUACGCAGCUUCAGCCUUGGGUUGACUCCUAAUCUGAAGAGGCUAAUACUUGAACAAUGUGAAGACUUGGAGGAACUCGUCAUGCCUGUUGAAUGUCCAAUGCUCACUAAACUCUCCCUUUGUGACAACGAUAAGUUACGUAACUUGAACCUUGUGCAGGCCCCUAAACUGAAAAAGUUGCGACUUGAAUAUUGUGAAGGCUUUGAAAAUAUCUAUGUGCCUGUUGAACUUCCAAGGCUUAGAGUCCUCGAAGUCUUUAAAUAUGAUAGUGAUGAACAUUAUGGGUCGUUUUCAGAUCUACUGGACAAGUUAAAAAUUCUGAAGAAGUUGCGUUUGUUUGAUAAAAUGAAACGUCUUCCGGAUUGCAUUUAUAUGUUGCAGCAUCAUCUGAGAGUACUUGACCUUACACGUUGUAGGAAGCUAGAGGAGUUACCCGACGAUCUGGAUGGAUUUGAGUUUUUAGUGAAGUUAAUCCUACGGGGUUGUAAAUCCUUACUGAGUAUUCCUGACUGCAUCUGUUACAUGACUCGUUUGGAAAGAUUGAAUCUCUCCCAGUGCCGUAAGCUUGAGAAACUGCCUGAUGACUUUCGACAUUUACAAAGCUUGCAAGUGUUAAACGUCUCAGGGGGGACAGCUAAGAGGUUAAAGAAUCUUUCAGAGAGCAUUUCCCAAUUGAAAGAUCUCCGGGUUAUAGGAUCUUCCUGAUUAACAUUCAUGGUGUUAGAAAGGAGAAGAUUUGGGGCUCAAGAAAAUGUCAUCAUUUCCCAGAAGAUCAUGUCUUGGCCAUAAUUCAAGGGCAUAAUUCACCGGACAGAUUUUAUUUACUUAUUUCUUUAUUUUCUGCAUGAUUUAUCUUAGUGUGUUUCACAUUGUCUAGCCUAUAAAUAAAGGCUUUAGUAUUACAAUUAAGAAUCACAAUAUUUACAAUGUAGUCCUUUCGUGUGUUUGUUUUUCUUGAAGGCUUCUAAAGCCUAUUAAUAA
Molecule: messenger RNA, 2832 nt
Organism: Erigeron canadensis
Lineage: Eukaryota; Viridiplantae; Streptophyta; Magnoliopsida; Asterales; Asteraceae
Product: disease resistance protein RUN1-like
Exons: 3
Coding region: 1-2556 (851 amino acids)
Biological process (GO): defense response
Molecular function (GO): ADP binding
Source: RefSeq, a predicted model, not a curated record